Messenger RNA from Alternaria atra, 1176 nucleotides. RefSeq lists its product as uncharacterized. Gene Ontology annotation, molecular function: Hsp90 protein binding. Bases 1 to 1176 code for a protein of 391 amino acids. The transcript has 2 exons. NCBI's taxonomy places the organism in Eukaryota, Fungi, Ascomycota, Dothideomycetes, Pleosporales, Pleosporaceae. Gene Ontology annotation, biological process: protein folding. The record is from RefSeq and is a predicted model, not a curated record.
AUGGCACAAUCAAAUCAAAAUGGACCACAAGCGGCGACCGCUGAAUUGCCACCGGCGAUGGCUGAGGUCAAGUCGCAGAAGGUGGACGAUCUGAUAAAAGAGAUGAACCGUAUGCCAAUAUUCAUGACAAGUUUAGAUGAAACAGAUGGCGAGGGAGGCGAGAAUAUGGCGCUAGAGGCGUUGAAAGCGAUGGCGUACGAAGGAACCCGUGCCGAAAUCGCUGAAAACUUCCGACAACAAGGCAACGAAUGCGCACGGGCAAAGCAAUGGUCGGAUGCAAAAGAGUUCUACGAUAAGGCAAUAGCAGCGCUCAAAGGUCCACAAAGCAACCCGGACCCGGAUGCAGAAGGACCAGAUGUCAUCCCUGUCGAACUUGAUGAGAAGGAGGAAGCAGAGAAGGAAAGAGUGAUUGGAGAGGCCGUCUAUGUCAACCGAGCAUUAUGCAAUUUGGAAAAGAAGAACUACCGCUCCUGCAUUCAAGAUUGCGUAUCAACACUCAAGAUCAAUCCCACCAAUAUCAAAGCUUUCUACAGAUCAGCCACUGCCGGCUUUGCCCUAGACAAGUUACAAGAGGCGGCCUGGGCUUGCGAUCGAGGACUAGCCCUGGAUGCUAGCAACGCCCCUCUCAAAGCCCUCAAAAUCAAGAUCGAUGCUCGAAAACAGUACAUAGAUUCCGUCGAAAAGGCGCGCCGCGAACGAGAAGAAAAGGCUGCAUCAGAGCGGGUAACGUUGAAGCUUGCCUUGAGGAGCCGAAAUAUCUUGACGCGGAGCACGGAGAAGCCCCCAGAUCUAGAAGACGCCACUGUCAAGCUGGAGAACAGCCUAGAUCCCUCUUCGACACUCACGAUUCCGGUCAUUCUGCUUUAUCCAAUGCACUCGCAAUCAGACUUUAUCAAGGCCUUCUCUGAGAAGGAGAAGCUAGAUGAACAUCUCGACUAUAUCUUCCCGCUACCAUGGGACGAGCAACACGAGUACACGAUCGACAACGUGGAAUCGUUCAUGGAGACCGCAGCAGGUGGGUUGAUAAAAGUUGGAAAAAAGAUGAGUCUAGGCAAGGUACUAGGAAGCGGGAAGCCGGAGAUCGUCGACGGUUUGGUAACGAUAAGCGUGGUGCCAAAGGACAAGGCUGCAGGUUGGAUAGAAGAGUUCAAGAAGCGCAAGGGCAAGACGGCAUAG